AUGCCCACAGCAGUCCCUCCGCACAAUGAUACCGCCAUGGGCACCAUGGGCACAACAGACCCGGACCACCCACUCCCGUUCAUGGAUCGAACGCCCGCGCUCUCCCAUCGCAUGAAGCACGACAAGUCUAUCCUGGCACUAGCACUGUCCUCGCAAUACAUCUUUGCCGGUACACAGGGCGGAGAGAUAUUGGUUUACAGCCUCGAUACCUACGAGCUUCGUAGAGUCAUACAUGGACACAAGGGUAGCGUGCUUGGCCUGUGCCUGUCGCAAGACCGCAAAUGGCUCUUUUCGAGUGCGGCAGACCCAAUUGUCAAUGUCUGGUGCACGUCGACUUUCAAGCAUCUCUAUGCCCUCUGGUCUCCCUACGACAUUGGCGAUAUUUUCUGUGUCGCCUACUCAUCCCAACACCAUACUGUAUACCUUGGCGCCCAAAACACAAGCAUACAGUGGUAUGACUUGAAGGAAAAGGAUACCCGGCCCACGCCUAGCCUCUCUUCGCGCCCGACCGAGCGCAAGAACAGAUUCUUUGACUCACUCGGACCCGGCGGUGCCCAAACACCAAGGCCUGCUGGUGCAGACACAAGGCCGCGAGAUGCAGCGGGUGGACAAGAACUGCAGAUCGACAGUCACGACAUUUGUCAGUUUGCCCACUAUGGAUACGUACACUGCAUGCUCGUGGGGAGCGGCAUACUGCCCGAAGCACCAUCGGAAGAAGUGCUAGUCUCCGGAGGCGGAGACGGACGCAUCCUAUUAUGGAGAAUAGAUCCAUCACAGCGGGGCAGCAUAUCAGCCAUCUGCACGCUCGAAGACGGGAGAGAAGAGGGCGAAUCAAUCCUGUCCCUGGCUAGAGAAGGGUCUUUCCUGUACAGCGGACGCUUCGAUGGCGAAGUCAACGUGUGGGACCUAGAAACCAGGCAACUAGUGCGAAGCCUAAAGGCGAGCACUGGCGACGUGCAUACGUUGUCGUUAGGCUCCGGUGUCUUGUAUGCCGGUGGUAAGACUGGUGCUAUGCAGAAAUUCAACGAGCAUUAUGAGACGAUUACGACUUUUCAAGCACACGACGGCUUGAUCCUCGCAUCAGCCUUCACACGCUAUGCAGACAAGUCAAUACUGGUCACGGGCGGCAAUGACAACACCGUCGUCGUAUGGGAAGUCAAGGAUUGCGCGGAGCCGGAUGCCACUACGAGAAGAAGCAAUAAUGAUCUCAUGGUGGAGUCUUUGAGUCAAUUCGUCUCGUUUCGGACCGUAUCGUCGCUGCCCAAGUAUCGUGCGGACUGCCGCCGAGGUGCAUCCUACCUUAGGUCGGUUUUUCAGAAUUUCGGUGCCGUAACCGAGAUGAUCAACACUUCCGACUACAACCCAAUAGUAUUUGCCAAGUUCCGUGGUAACCCCGCCACCGCUGCAUCGCGAAAGAAGAUUUUGUUUUACGGCCACUACGAUGUCAUACCUGCAGAAAACGAGCAGCGCAAGUGGAAGCAUGAUCCCUUCACUCUUACAGGAGAAGGGGGCUACUUGUAUGGCCGUGGCGCGUCCGAUAACAAGGGCCCUAUUAUGGCUGCCAUCUAUGCCGCACAUGAAUUGGCCAAUGAACAGAGCUUGGAUUCUGACAUCAUCUUUCUCAUCGAAGGUGAAGAGGAAAGCGGCUCUCGUGGCUUUGAAAAGGCCGUACGGGCUAGAAAAGACCUCAUCGGUGACGUUGACUGGAUUCUCCUAGCAAACAGCUACUGGCUCGAUGACCAUGUACCAUGUCUGACGUAUGGACUGCGAGGCGUAAUUCACGCUACUGUGCAGAUUGAAAGUAAGCACCCGGACCUACACAGCGGUGUUGACGGCAGCGCACUACUGGAUGAGCCGCUCAAGGAUCUCGUCAUGCUGCUUUCAAAAUUGACUGCUCGACAUGGCAAGGUCCAGAUUCCUGGUUUCUACGAUCCCAUCUUGCCUCUGGCCGAUGAUGAGAGGGAGCUGUACACUGAGAUCACUAAUACGCUCUUGCGCUGCAACCCUGGCCUAGGCGAUGCAGAUGAAUUGGCACAGUCACUGAUGCGAAGAUGGCGUGAAGCAUCGCUUACUAUACAUCGCUUCCAGACAUCGGGCCCAGACAACUCGACCAUUAUCCCGCAUCUUGCAAAGGCAGCUCUGUCUAUCCGUCUAGUACCUAACCAAGAAGCCGGGGAUGUAGCCAAGGCACUGAAGUCGUUUCUACAAGAUGAGUUUGAGCAACUCGACUCGAAGAACGAACUCAAGGUUACCAUUGAUCACCAAGCUGAGCCAUGGCUGGGCGACUUUGGCAACGAAAUAUUUCAGACGCUCGAACGCGCCAUCAUGUCGGUGUGGGGCCCACGACUGGGCCAAAGGAGAGAGAGCAUGUCGGCUGCAAAGGCCUCGGACUACUUUUCAGCGAAUUCAAAGAGUGUAACAGAAGCCAGCGCUGCUGCUAAGAAAUCCGCUGUGCCCACAACAUCCAACACGCUAGCCAAUUCUUCAGAUCCAUCUCUUGCCACUGCAAUCGACCAAGGCUCUGACGCUUCGACACCAGAUCCGACAGAGGAGGAAUUUGUUCCACGCAAGCCCCUUUAUAUUCGCGAGGGUGGCUCCAUCCCCAGCAUCCGGUUCCUGGAGAAGGAAUUCAAUGCGCCUGCUGCGCAUCUUCCGUGCGGUCAGGCAAGUGACAGUGCACAUUUAGACAACGAGCGGUUGAGGCUGGUCAAUCUAUACAAUAGUAAGAAGAUUUUCAAAGAGGUGUUUAGGGAGUUGCCGCGGAAAUGA
This is a messenger RNA of Bipolaris victoriae FI3, 2769 nucleotides long. RefSeq lists its product as hypothetical. Gene Ontology annotation, biological process: proteolysis; glutathione catabolic process. The transcript has 5 exons. The record is from RefSeq and is a predicted model, not a curated record. Bases 1 to 2769 code for a protein of 922 amino acids. Lineage: Eukaryota; Fungi; Ascomycota; Dothideomycetes; Pleosporales; Pleosporaceae. Gene Ontology annotation, molecular function: peptidase activity; protein binding.